Molecule: messenger RNA, 816 nt
Organism: Fusarium mangiferae
Lineage: Eukaryota; Fungi; Ascomycota; Sordariomycetes; Hypocreales; Nectriaceae
Exons: 1
Coding region: 1-816 (271 amino acids)
Source: RefSeq, a predicted model, not a curated record
AUGGUACCUAAACUCCGCAAUCUCGACACCGAUUCUGUCGACUCCCAGACCCCAGAUGACAUCUCUCCCACAACUCCCCCCCAAAGAGCCGUGGAAGAGUCCCCGUUGUCUCCUCCAAUUCUCUAUGAUCCGUCUCCAACUCGUGUCCCCGACACUCCUCGAACAUCACCCCAUGGGCAGAAUCUAGGUCAUCGGAGACGAUCUACUACCACCAUCGGAGGUCGUCUCGCCGCUCCCCGGCGGAGAUUCCCCGUCAUCAACUCUCGACGCGACUCACAGCGAUCUAUUGAUAGAACACCAAAUCGAGUAGCCCGUCAAUAUCGCCGCAUGCGUACUCUUGGUAACAAUCAACGAUCCGGAAGCUUCCUACAAUACAUCUCGUCUGUUGAUGAUCUCAGUCGAGCAAUCGCUGGCGGGCAGCAGGCUUACCCGCUGGAGCGUAGGAAUAGACAACCCCUUGCGCAUUAUCCUUCGCGGUUGAUUCGCAUCAGAAGAACCCGCACCGUCUACAGCCAGUUCUGGGUAGAUCCUCCAGCACCAAUCCCAACUUUCGGUCACGACGUGAUCGGUCAAUCGAUUCAUACAUCCAGGCCACAGCCAUCUCAUCCACCGGCCAGCAGGGUGAUUGCCCCGCCGGAAGAACCGAUGCCAGAGCCUACCCGGCUGAGUAUUGAUUCUCUGGGCAGUACGGAUAGCGGCGUCACUGAGCAUGACACUCAGCCCCCUGUCCGCCAGAACCGCCCCCGUUGGCCGGGACACGUGUUGUACUGCGACUGCGUUAUUUGCGACAAGUUAAAUGAGCCUUAUAGCCCUUAA